Caretta caretta (loggerhead turtle) is the source of this 2024-nucleotide messenger RNA. RefSeq names its product origin recognition complex subunit 5 (gene ORC5). Gene Ontology annotation, cellular component: nucleus; nuclear origin of replication recognition complex. Gene Ontology annotation, biological process: DNA replication; DNA replication initiation. The record is from RefSeq and is a predicted model, not a curated record. NCBI's taxonomy places the organism in Eukaryota, Metazoa, Chordata, Testudines, Cheloniidae. Gene Ontology annotation, molecular function: DNA replication origin binding.
UGCGCAUUCAGGGGACCCUAGGCGCAAGGUGCGCAUGUGCACGGGCGGGCGCUCGGUUCGGAGUCCGCGGAAGGCGGCGUGCCGGGUCGGGAUCAUCGCUUUGGUCCUUUUUGCCUCUUGGAAGGUGACAUACAUAUGCAGUUAGAUGACUGAUGACAGAAACUUGAAUCAAAAUGCCUAAUUUCGAACAUCCAGAGUAUCCUGAAGCUACCUUGCUUCACUUGGAAAGUAUGGUGCCCUGUCGAGAAUCCCAAGUGUCAUCACUCAUGUCAAUAUUUGGAGAGCGUCAGCAUUUUAGCUUCCCAUCCAUCUUUAUCUAUGGACAUACAUCUAGUGGCAAGACCUAUGUGAUGCAAACUCUUCUAGAAACGUUAGAGCUUCCUCAUGUGUUUGUGAACUGUGUCGAAUGCUUUACUUCGAGGCUCCUUUUAGAGGAAAUUUUGACCCAGUUGCAGAACCUUUCAUCUGAAAAUAAACACGGUUCUCAUGUGCCUUGUGACACAUUUAAUGAUUUUGUAUGUCUAUUUAAGCAAGAAAUUAUUACUCAAGAUCUACAGAAUCAAACAGUAUAUAUUGUGCUGGAUAAAGCAGAGCAGCUGAGGGAAAUGGAGGCAAAUGUGUUGCCAGGGUUUCUUAGACUACAAGAAAUGACAGACAGAAAUGUCACUGUUAUUUUCCUUAGUGAAAUUGUGUGGGAACUGUUUCGUCCAAACACUGGAUGCUUGGAGCCAUUCACCUUGUAUUUUCCUGACUACAGCAUAGGACAUCUACAAAAGAUUCUGUCCCAUUAUCAUCCUCCAGAAUAUUCUGCUGAUUUCUAUGCUGCGUACAUUAAUAUUCUGCUUGGUGUCUUCUACACAGUCUGCAGGGACUUGAAAGAGCUUCGACAUCUGGCUGCACUAAAUUUUACUAAAUAUUGUGAACCAGUGGUCAGAGGAGAAGCAAACGAACGUGACACACGUCGACUCUGGAAAAAUAUUGAAUCUCAUUUGAAGAAAGCAAUGCAGACUGUUUAUCUCCGGGAAAUAUCCAGCUCACAGUGGGAGAGAAUACAGCAGGAUGAUGGAGAACCUGGGCACUUGAAAGGACUUUCUGCACAUGCUCACGUAGAACUUCCUUAUUACUCCAAAUUCCUUCUAAUAGCUGCAUACCUUGCAUCCUACAAUCCUGCCAGGACAGAUAAGAGGUUCUUCCUUAAGCAUCAUGGGAAAAUCAAGAAGACAAACUUUUUGAAAAAACAUGAAAAGACCAGUAAUCACCUCCUUGGGCCAAAGCCAUUCCCCCUGGACAGAUUGUUAGCAAUAUUAUACAGUAUUGUGGACAACAAAGUUGCUCCAACUGCAAAUAUAUUUUCCCAGAUCACCUCUCUUGUGACACUCCAGCUUUUGACCUUGGUUGGCCAUGAUGACAAGCUUGAUGGACCAAAGUACAAAUGUACAGUCUCUCUAGACUUCAUCAGGGCUAUUGCAAGGACCGUGAACUUCGACAUAAUAAAGUACUUGUAUGAUUUCUUGUGAAAACAAGCCUCCCAGCCAUAUGGACACCGUGACAAUGACUAAAGCAAGCUGUGUUCCUCUAUCUACUUAGCUGGCCAGGGAGAGGAGCAUUUUGGCUCUCCUGGAUUUGUCCAAACAGGUGCUGGCCCAGCAUGCAAUCAGAUGAAAAUAUUCUGAUUGGUCUGGGUGGAUCUGAGCAGAGGACUAUUUACCGGGGACCCUGGAGUAUUUGGAAGCAAUGUGUUAAUUAUAAACAGCAGGGUUUGAGCACAAUCUGUUCUACUCUUAAUGAUGUUAUCUUAACACUGAAAUUGCCUGAAACCCAUUUACUUAAGACUACAUUUUGCUCUAUGAACUAUCCCCUGUGCUUUGAACAUGGCAGCAGCCCUUGUUUGUAUGCCCAGUCUUUUCACUUCCUCUCUGCAGGAAUCUUUGCAAUUGCCUGCCAAAGCAGCUUUUCCUAACGCCACCAUUUUAAGAGAGUGAAGCAGCAAAAUAUAAUAAACGUAAGUGCAUGUUUAAAAUCAA